This is a messenger RNA of Camelus dromedarius (Arabian camel), 646 nucleotides long. RefSeq names its product cytosolic iron-sulfur assembly component 2B (gene CIAO2B). Gene Ontology annotation, biological process: iron-sulfur cluster assembly. The transcript has 5 exons. The record is from RefSeq and is a predicted model, not a curated record. Bases 49 to 540 code for a protein of 163 amino acids. Lineage: Eukaryota; Metazoa; Chordata; Mammalia; Artiodactyla; Camelidae. Gene Ontology annotation, cellular component: cytosolic [4Fe-4S] assembly targeting complex.
AGGCAGGAGCGGAAGUACACGCCUACAGUAGCCCGCCGCGGUUCCGCAAUGGUGGGCGGCAGUGGGAUGGGGGGCGGCCUCUUGGAGAACGCUAACCCCCUCAUCUACGAGCGCUCUGGGGAGCGGCCAGUGACCGCGGGCGAGGAGGACGAGCAGGUUCCAGACAGCAUCGACGCCCGCGAGAUCUUCGAUCUGAUUCGCUGCAUCAAUGACCCGGAGCAUCCACUUACGCUAGAAGAAUUGAACGUAGUAGAGCAAGUCCGGGUUCAGGUGAGCGACCCCGAGAGCACAGUGGCCGUGGCCUUCACACCCACCAUUCCACACUGCAGUAUGGCCACCCUUAUUGGCCUGUCCAUCAAAGUCAAGCUUCUGCGAUCCCUUCCCCAGCGUUUUAAGAUGGAUGUGCACAUAACACCAGGGACCCAUGCCUCGGAGCAUGCAGUGAACAAGCAGCUUGCAGAUAAAGAGCGGGUGGCAGCUGCCCUGGAGAACACCCACCUGCUGGAGGUUGUGAACCAGUGCCUGUCAGCCCGCUCCUGAGCCUGGAUUUUUGCCCCCAGCCUCACGCAGGGCUCAUAGCCUUGUUUUCUUGAAUCACUGACAAUAAGAAACUAACAUUUGGCAAUAAACCGUUAAUUUAUGUUCA